GAAAGAUAGUGAAGUGUUGGCUAUUUUAUAAAGAGUAAUUUACCUUAUUGGUAUGUGUAAAUUUCUAGGUCAGCGAAUCAGAGAUAACGCCCAAUGUAACCAACUGUAGGUUUUCAUUUCUCCAAGGAUCACAGGCUGAAUAAACAUAAAAAAAAAACCAACUAAAAAACUAACAAAAAUCAUUUAAUAGAGCUGUAAGAACGCAAAAAGCAGAUUGAAUUUUGCCACCAUGGAGCUGAUGGCACAUAGUAACGUAAAGUUUAGUCUGGAUAUCCUGAAGACAAUAGUUUCCAGCAAACCAACUGAAAAUAUUUUUGUCUCACCUUUAAGUAUUCAGACUGCCAUGGCCAUGCUACAUCUUGGUACCAGGAAUAAUUCUAAAGCAGAAGUAGAGAAGGUUUUAUAUUUUGAUUUUGAUUCUGUUCAUGGUUCUCUAGGAGAAUAUUUACAAAUAUUGAAUCAAAAACAAUCAUCAUAUGCCUUGUCUUCAGCUAAUCGAGUUUUUAUUAAUAAUAAAUAUAAAUUUCUAGAAGAAUAUCUUCAGACAUUACAAGCUACAUACAAGGCUGAAGCUCAAACCUGUGAUUUUAUUAGCAAUGCUGAAGGAGAGAAAGAGAAAAUAAAUAAAUGGGUUGAAGGAGAAACCAAUUCUAAAAUAAAAGAUUUAAUUCCUUCUGGUAUGUUGAAUCCAUUGACGGCCAUGGUUUUAGUUAAUGCUAUUUAUUUUAAAGGAAACUGGGAAAAUCAGUUUGAAGUUGAAGACACACAAUCUGAAGAAUUUUACAUUGAUCCCUCGUCACAUGUAGAUGUUCAGAUGAUGAGAAUGAAAAGGAAGUUUAGAUUCGGCCAGAGUGAUGACCUCGACUGCAGCAUUCUUGAGUUACCUUACGUAAAGAAAGAUUUGAGUAUGGUUCUUUUACUGCCCCAGCAAAUUGAUGGCGUAGCGUCAUUGGUGAAUAAUUUAACACCCAGUAAUCUGAACAAAUUAAUGAAAGAAAUGAAGGAAAAUAAAGUGGAUAUUGCUCUACCUAAAUUUAAACUUGAAGCAGAUUUAAACCUGAAAGAAGUUCUGAUAAAUCUGGGUUUAUCUGAUAUAUUUAAUAAAAGUAAAGCUGAUCUGUCAGGAAUUGAUGGCACCAGGGAGCUAUAUGUAUCUGAUGCCAUUCACAAAGCUUUUAUAGAAGUUAAUGAAGAAGGUACUGAAGCUGCUGCUGCUACUGCUGUGGUUAUGAUGAAAAGGAAGAGAGUGAUACACAAAACAUUUCAUGCUAACCAUCCAUUCAUUUUCUUUAUAAAAGACAACAUAAGUCACAUGAUUUUAUUUUGCGGGAAAUUACAGAAUCCCAAAACUCGAUAAUCUAAGCAUUAAGAAUAAUGCCGUUUGAUAAAUGGACGACGCUGGUGCAAAAUCUGUUUGAUGAAUUUAUAAAUAAAAUUUUAUAGAUUUGUAUGAAAAUGUCAACACUGGUCAGUUUUUGCAAAUGAAACUCUUUUGUUAGUACAUGAAUUAUAAAGGUUGGCCAUUACGAGAAUUAGUAAAUAUAUGAAAACAUAGCAUUGUGUUAUCGACUUUCCAGCGCAGUUUCGCCUUAUCACCUUGUCAGCGGUGAUGGACGGGUGGGGGGGGGGGCAAGGACAGUGCCUAGUCGUUCGAAUGUGACGAAAAUCGGGGUCCCGUGUACGCAUUGGCAUACACGCGAAAGAACCCUUGGCAGCUGGAAUUCGAUAUAAGAGUAGACCAUAGCACUGCUGUCCGGGCAAAAUUUCCCACAAAAUUACAGUGAAAAAUAUGUAAUUUUUUUAACAUAACGCUGUAAAAAUACCACUGCAUGUUUUUAUACUAUAAAUUUACUGUAUUAGUGCAGUAACAUAGGAUUACUGUAAACAAUUGGUAA
Patella vulgata (common limpet) is the source of this 1895-nucleotide messenger RNA. RefSeq names its product leukocyte elastase inhibitor-like. The coding region runs from base 230 to 1357 and encodes 375 amino acids. Gene Ontology annotation, molecular function: serine-type endopeptidase inhibitor activity. The record is from RefSeq and is a predicted model, not a curated record. NCBI's taxonomy places the organism in Eukaryota, Metazoa, Mollusca, Gastropoda, Patellidae. The transcript has 2 exons.